This is a messenger RNA of Microtus ochrogaster (prairie vole), 335 nucleotides long. The record is from RefSeq and is a predicted model, not a curated record. Lineage: Eukaryota; Metazoa; Chordata; Mammalia; Rodentia; Cricetidae.
AGCCGAACUUGACCGCGCACAUGCCCGCCGCCGCCCUCAACGCCGGAAGUGUCCACUCACCGUAUACUAGUAUAGCGACAUCCUCCCAGUAUCGCCAGCUGCUGAGUGACUAUGGGCCACCAUCACUAGGCUACACCCAGGGAACUGGAAAUAGCCAGGUGCCUCAAAGUAAAUAUGCAGAGCUGCUGGCCAUCAUUGAAGAGUUGGGGAAAGAGACCAGACCCACGUAUGCAGGGAGCAAGAGCGCCAUGGAGAGACUAAAACGAGGCAUCAUUCAUGCCCGAAGCCUGGUUCAGGAGUGCGUGGCCGAAACGGAACGUAAUGCCAGGUCCUAG